AUGAUGUUGUUGCGAUGCUUGCCUUUGCGGGCUUGCACUUUGCUGUCUCUACUCAUUGUCUACUUUGCGCUGAGCGCUGUCGCCGUCGAUGCUAAUGCGCGACCCAUAGCUAAUUCGUUCCACCAUCUCCGUAAGCUCAGAUACCAGAAGAAUGUUCACCAACUACCAUUCGCCGAUACAUUGCCCCUUUCCACCAAAGUCCCACCUUCAACACAAACUCUCGACUCAAUCCCCCGACAUGCGCCGACUGCCACAGUUGCCGACGCCAACAUCCUGCACGAUCUACACAAUGCGCUUUCUGUCAUGCAAGACCACUACUUCGCCCUCUGGCUAGGGAAAUGGACAACUGCUAUCGAUUGGACAGCUGCCGUCAUGGGCACCUAUCUCUCGGCCACACUCUCAUCCUUAUCUCGGUCAAUCGACUAUACCAUGCCCGGCACGUUUGACAAAGAUAGAAAACUGGACGUGGAAGCACUCAUGGUGGAAAAUGAGAUAAACAGGUACUUUACACAAAGUGUAAGCUACUACUUCGGAGAGGAUUACUUCGCGAUAAGAAUGCAGGCUUUUGACGAUAUGCUCUGGGUCGUCCUUGGCUGGCUAGAAUCGACACAGUUCAUCGAGUCGCACUCUGCCACGCACUAUGCGACCGAGAAAAAUGCUGGCAUUGGAGGGCCAGACUACUGGCAUGCUAACCAGUUCAUCCCAGUUUUUGCACAUAGAUCGCGGGUCUUUUACGAACUCGCCGAGGAAGGAUGGGAUUGGCGACUCUGUGGUGGAGGUAUGACCUGGAACCCGCGACUCUUACCCUACAAAAACGCAAUUACGAACCAGCUCUUCAUAUCCGCCAGCAUCAGCAUGUAUCUCCACUUCCCUGGCGAUGACAAUUGCUCUCCGUUCCUCUCACAGUCGGACGCUGGACGCCCGCGUACAAAAGAUCUGGACGAGGAAUGCGAAGAGGGUGCCCGAGGACGCUAUGACCCGGUGUUCCUUGCCAACGCGAUCAAUGGCUACGAGUGGCUAAAGAACAGCGGUAUGAUGAACAGUCAGGGGCUCUAUGCUGAUGGCUUCCACAUUCGAGGAUACCGCUGGAAUCAGAGCAAGACGACGUGCGAUGAGAGGAAUGAAAUGGUGUACACAUACAACCAAGGCGUGAUACUUUCUGGUCUGCGAGGGCUAUGGGAAGCCACAGGCAACAUCACAUACCUGGAACAUGGCCACGAGCUAGUCCGAAAUGUCAUACGUGCCACAGGUUGGACGCGUGGUACUUUUACCAAGCCACAGUCGCAAAAGAAUAGGAGCAACAUAGACGCUGAGAGAGAGAAAGCUGCGCUUCCAUUAGCCUGGAGCGGGCUGGGUAACGAUGGCAUCUUGACCGAACUGUGCGACCCAUCUGGCCGUUGUAAUCAGGACGGUCAAACAUUCAAGGGCAUAUUCUUUCACCAUCUCACUGCUUUUUGCGCGCCUCUGCCAACUUAUGCGGUCAAACCGGGCCUCACGCACGCUGCCACCCGCGAGACGGCUGUACUGCACCAAAGGAGUUGCGACGAGUACGCCGAUUGGGUUGUACAUAACGCACAAGCAGCGUUGCGAACUCGCGACAAUGAAGGCCGAAUGGGAGCGUGGUGGGGCGCACCGAACAAUCUGGCAUCCAGAACAAGUACCGACAAGCAUGGGCAGUAUUCAGACAUGUUCGAUGCGCUUCUCCCCCACGGCGCAGUCGACUACCGCAACACUAUGGUCGACGACUACAUUCCAGACGGCCAGACUAGAUCCGAGCAACCACCGAACGAGUAUAUAUUUACCCACGACUCAAAAGCACAAUUUUCUGGCGACUGGAACGACCGUGGGAGAGGAAGGACGGUGGAGACGCAGGGAAGUGGACUUGCUGUUGUGAGAGCAAUGUGGGAGUUUCUAAGACGCAAGCAGAGGGGAAUAUGA
Molecule: messenger RNA, 1938 nt
Organism: Plenodomus lingam JN3
Lineage: Eukaryota; Fungi; Ascomycota; Dothideomycetes; Pleosporales; Leptosphaeriaceae
Biological process (GO): carbohydrate metabolic process
Source: RefSeq, a predicted model, not a curated record